Messenger RNA from Seriola aureovittata, 1647 nucleotides. It is a transcript of the gene zswim7, whose product is annotated as zinc finger, SWIM-type containing 7. The coding region runs from base 64 to 501 and encodes 145 amino acids. The transcript is spliced from 6 exons. Gene Ontology annotation, biological process: double-strand break repair via homologous recombination. Gene Ontology annotation, molecular function: zinc ion binding. NCBI's taxonomy places the organism in Eukaryota, Metazoa, Chordata, Actinopteri, Carangiformes, Carangidae. The record is from RefSeq and is a predicted model, not a curated record. Gene Ontology annotation, cellular component: Shu complex.
ACUUCGAGUCGGAAGUGGUAAUAUUUUGGUCGUUCCCUGUAGAGGAGACAUCCCGUGUGAGAAAUGCCCUCACUUUUACCUGCAGUGGCUGAACAACUUUUCCGAGAUAUCCAGAAAACAUACCAGGAAACGUCUCAAAGUAAGACGAGAGCGGUAAACGUUCCUGAUGACCUGCUUAUUGCUCUCAAGUUUGUCUUCGGGCCUUGUGCGUUACAGGCUUUGGACCUGGUCGACCAGCGAUCAGUCACCUGUCUGUCCUCUCCCAGUGGACGUAAGGCUUUCCAGGUAAUGGGAGGCUCCGGACGUUUGUACACUUGCUUUGUGUCCUGCCACUAUUGUCCGUGCCCAGCCUUCGCCUACACCGUGCUCCGCAGAAAUGAAGGCCUGCUGUGCAAACACGUCCUGGCUGCCUACCUUUGUCAGGCCCUGGGUGUAACGCAGGAGGAGAGCGUGUCAGAUCAGCAGAUGUCCAAGCUGCUCAGUGGGACAGCAGCACCCUGACACCCAGCUCUCUGUCUUCAGUCUCAGAAGCUCAACAGGAACCUUCACAACAAGGCUGACCACCACAUGGCAGCAGAGAACACACCAAGCAUCAGGUGCUUGAAGAUCUGACUCAGUGGAAAGGCAGUGCUGCAGCUGUGUUCCCUCAGACUGUCAUGUUAAAGUAUGAGCACCGCGGAGAGCAAAAGAUUUGGACUCUGGACGUAGUCGUAUGUCUUUGCUAGCACAGAGGGGGAAAAGAGUGUUACAGUAUUAGCAUUGUGAUUAAAUGAGUCUUCAGUGUUGUAUGUUUUUAAAAAUGCGCUGUUUUCUCAAAGGGAACAGUUUGCCUCAGCUCAGUCAGUGACUUCAGCAGCUUCAGGAGGACUGACUGUACGAACAGCCUCAGGAUCCCAGCUGAGACUAUCGGGGGGGGGGGGGUGUCAGCUGGAGUCCUAAGGCAAGUGACAUUCAUGUACAGCUAACUGAAUCAAAGCACAGAUUCUUUGUGUUAUGUAAGCCACAAAAUACAUGUGUACCAGAAGCCUGGAUGAUGAGGAAUAAUUAAUAUAAUCAUAAUCAUUUAAAUGGCGUUUUUACUUUUACAGUAUGUCAUCAGUUGGCUCAAAACAAAGCAUCUGAAAACGCUCUGGUGAAUCAGCACUUCCUGAGCUUUUGUCUGAAGAAACACGGGAAUGAUAUGGAGCACCACUGCAGGUGUGUUUCUCUAAACUUCGACUUAUUUCUGAGUCUGCGUGACUGAAUCAAAUCGUGCCGUUUGUGUUGGAGCCACAAGAACGCCAUCCUCUGGAUCACAGCCACAGAGGUCACGAGAUUAUUUUGUCUACGCUUGUGGCCCUGAGAGAUGAUUCAUGGGACAGGAAAAGCAUUUCUUUUUUUCUUGCAUUUUUCCCCUUCUAGUUUAGUUUUUGGCAAUUUUCAAUAAGCAGGCGUGUCUGUGUGUGGACCGCCGCCUCCCUCCGCCUGCGUCGUUUUGUGGAGGAGUUAUUAGAGCAGCGGCAGGGACACCUGCAAAGACUGAAGCAGCAGCUCGAGAACAUUUCUGUUUUACAAAGAUAUGUAUUCUCCUUAUCUGUCUCCUACUUUGGAUAUUGAUAUGAAAAAUACCUCCUCUAAUAAUCAAAUAAAAGAUAAAGAAAAUCUAUA